This is a messenger RNA of Arabidopsis thaliana (thale cress), 1308 nucleotides long. RefSeq names its product FBD / Leucine Rich Repeat domains containing protein. NCBI's taxonomy places the organism in Eukaryota, Viridiplantae, Streptophyta, Magnoliopsida, Brassicales, Brassicaceae. The transcript is spliced from 6 exons. The record is from RefSeq and is marked reviewed. The coding region runs from base 1 to 1308 and encodes 435 amino acids.
AUGGAAAAGAUCAAUACUGAUGACUUGCUGGUGAAGAUUUUAUCAUUUCUUCCAACAAAAGUUGCUGUGACCACUAGCAUUUUGUCUAAACGUGGAAGUUUCUUUGGUUGCGGGACAUUGCCGCUACAUAGAGUUCCGGUUUUGGAAAGCUUGCCUCUCAAGUUUAGUACUUUACCAUUUCAACCAGAAGAUAUCAAACUAUGCGUUGAAGCUGCAGUUUCUCACUGUGUGCGGGAGCUUUUCAUUGAUUAUUAUCCUCAUCCAUACAAAUUUGCUACAUUGCCAUUUUGCGUGUACACCUGCAAAUCGCUCGAGACCCUUGCACUCUCUUAUGCAAUUCUCAUGGUUGUUCCUCGUAUGGCUUGUCUUCCAUCUCUGAAAAACUUGCUACUACAAGGAGUGAGAUACGUAGAUGAAUCUUUUCAACUACUCGAUGAAUCUCAUACGGUUUGUUUUCCCUCCCUGAAAUCUUUGCACCUUAAAGAAGUAAUCUCCUCCGAUGAAAGAUAUCUUCGAUCGCUUCUUGCCAAUUGCCCUGUUCUUGAAGAAUUGGUCAUGGAACUAGAUGAAUAUGAUACUUUGGGAGCUGUCCACAUCAUUGUACCGUCUUUGAAGAGUUUAUCAUUAGAUAUAGAUUGUGAUCGUUCUUCCAAUGUAGUUGAAAUUGUCGCUCCUUCUUUGGAGUACAUCAAACUAAAUGAUCACAGCGACAAUAAAUUCUUGAUAGAGAAUAUGCCUAAGCUUGAAGAGGCAUACAUUGAUGCUAAUAUCUUUGAAUAUGAGAAAUUUCUUGGAGCUUUCACAUCUGUUAAGCGUCUAAGGGCAUCUCCAUCAAUAGUAUCUGGGAGAAUAUCUGGAGAUGGUCUAAACUUGUGCUUAAUGCUCCAAAGAUCCGAGGCUAGGAAUGUUUCUGCAAUUUGCUUCAAUCAACUUGAAAGUCUAAAGAUAUGUACUUGUAAACCAUAUUGGUCGAUAAUACUUCUCCGGUUGCUCAAAGGAUCUCCUAAUCUAAAAGUCCUUGAGCUCACAGACAAUAAAAUGCCAUUGUGUUUUAAGGAUCCACUGGUUUGCUGGGAUCAAGUGACACCUGUGCCUGAAUGUUUGCUGACUAGUCUAGAGACUUUCAAGUGGACAGACUUACCACCAAGACAAGAAGCGAGAGAUAUGCGAACAGUUUUGGUUCUGAAAAACGAAAUGGUAAAACUUUUAGACGAUAAGAUCGUUAGGUCAGAAAGAAAAGAACACAUCAUCUUCUUCUUUGCAAUCACUGUUUCUGAUAUUUAUGUUUCUUCCUCUUCGUCACCGUAG